Fundulus heteroclitus (mummichog) is the source of this 3523-nucleotide messenger RNA. RefSeq lists its product as uncharacterized. Gene Ontology annotation, molecular function: dynein complex binding; cytoskeletal adaptor activity; dynactin binding. The record is from RefSeq and is a predicted model, not a curated record. The coding region runs from base 296 to 2971 and encodes 891 amino acids. Gene Ontology annotation, cellular component: cytosol; Golgi apparatus. Lineage: Eukaryota; Metazoa; Chordata; Actinopteri; Cyprinodontiformes; Fundulidae. Gene Ontology annotation, biological process: microtubule anchoring at microtubule organizing center; protein localization to organelle; regulation of microtubule cytoskeleton organization. The transcript is spliced from 10 exons.
GUUUGACACCCGACCCCUCCGCCAAACGGGAGAAGCAGGUGGGUUGGGAGGAAGGGGAGCGGCUGUUCGCUAAACCAAACCCGGCACCACCACUAACUAACGUGAUUAUAGGACACCGCUGUUGUCGAAUGCCCCUCAAGGAAGGAGCAACGUUUCCGUUUUGUGGCGGCGGCGGCGGGCGAGCUCCAUCUUUGAAAUAAAACGGCGGGCGCGGUGGUUAUGAGGGUGGACGAGUGAGGGAGGAAGACGGGCGUCACAGCGGAUCGUCGGCAGAUAAGCGGGAGGCCGGGCAAGGAUGCUGGAGGCCGACGCAGACCUAGCGGGCGGAGAGGCCGAGGAGGCGGCGGACGCAGACAUGGGCGGCAGAGACUUGAAGGCCGAGGUGAUGCGGCUCACUCUGGAGCUGCAAGAGGCCACGGAGGAGAAGCUGCAGGCCGCUCGGUACGGACUGGUGGUGCUGGAAGAAAGCGCCGCCCUCAAGAUGAAGCACACGCAGCUGGAAGAGGAGCACGAAUCGCUAAAGAUGGAGCUGCAGCAGCUCAGAGAGGCCUUCGCAGAUUCUGUGAGCAGCCACAAGCGCGCGGCGGCUGAUGGAGAGUGUCGGGAAGAGAGCCUGCUUCAGGAGACAGCCUCUAAGGAGGCCGCCAUGGCAACCCAGCUGGAGGAAGUUCAGGCAGAGCUCAAACAGGCUCGCCUCGCUCUGGGCAACGCCCACGCAGAGAUCGAUAGACUGGGGGGGCUCUCCACCCAGCUCAAGAAGGAAUGUGAAUGUCUGGAAGGAGAGAAGACCCAUUUGAGAGAUGAAAUGAAGGAAUACAAAGUACGCGAGCUGCGGCAGUUACAGGACAGCAGUGAGCUGGAGGAAGAGAACAUCUCCUUACAGAAACAAGUGUCUGUGCUGAAGGAAAAUCAGGUGGAGUUUGAAUCAAUAAAGCUCGAGCUCUCCCAGAAGAACGAAGAGCAGGAGGAGCUGCGAGCGCAGCUGGAAGAAGCUGCGCGGCUGAGGGAGAUAGCAGAGAGGCAGCUGGACGAGGCCCUGGAAGCCCUGAAAGAGGAGCGGGAGCAGAAGAACAGCCUGCGGCGGGAGCUCUCCGCCCUGACCCUCAACCCGUUCGAUUCCGUCGGGAACCUGGAGCUCCAUUUGGAUCAGCUGGACGACAGCCAGGAGGAGGGCCAGGGGGGGGAGGCCGGGGCCCAGGAAGAGAACCCGGACAGCAGUCACACAAACGGCUCCGCGUCCGCGCCCGGCUCUAAAAGCAACGGCCUCGUGCAGCGCUACUCCUCGGCACGCAGCGGCGGCGGCGACGUAUUCCUGCGCGCUCCAGCGUCAGGCUUGGUGUCUGACCUGCUGAGCGAGCUGCACUUCUCAGACAGUCAGAAACUGAAGCAGCAGCUUCUGCAGGUAGAAAGGGAGAAGUCCAGUCUGACUAGCAAAGUGGAGGAACUGCAAAUGCAGCUGAUGAUGUCCAAACAGGCGCUGAGUCAGCAGGAGGACAGGGUCGGCUCGCUCACGCAGCAGCUGGAAGCUGCGCAGAUGAGUCGCCAUCAAACCCAGGAGGCCGAGGAGAAGCAGACGGUGGAAACGGGAGAGGACGGCGCCGAAGGCUUCGACUACGAGGUGGACACCAAGAGCAAGGAGGUGCUGGAGGCCCGGAUGCGCGCGGCCAGCGAGGAGCUGGUGAAGCUGCGGGACGAGCUCUCUCAGGCGGGAGCCCGCUACAACACCCUGGAGCAGCGGUACAAGCAGGAGAAGGACCGCUGGAGGGGGGAGGCCCAGGAGCUGGCCGACAAGAUCCGUCAGUGCAUCAAGUCCAGCAAGCAGGACCAGGAGCGCAUCAGCGAGCUGGAGAAGGAGAUCGGAGCCACGCGCAAAGUGGCCACCGACUCUGAAGGGCACCUGAGCGUCGCCCAGGAAGAGCUGCUGGCCUUCUCCGAGGAGCUCUCCAAUCUCUACCACCACAUCUGCGUGUGCAACAACAUUACCCCCAAGCGGGUCACCCUGGACUACUACCGGGACAGCGCCAGGGGGGGCGGCGGAGGGCUGCGGCGGCCGCACCACGUCUUCGCCCAGCACAACGCGCAGAAGAAGCCUCGGCCUAACGACAUGUUCAUCUCCAAAGCCGCGGCGCUGCAGUUCAUGGGAGAGGUGGACAGCGCCGGAGCCAGCGGAGACGCUCUGACGUGCCCCGGAUCCCCGACUCUGGACUUCAGGGACCCCUCCAACGUGUCCAACCUGGUGGCCGUCAUCCGUUGCCAGAUCAAGCACCUCAGGGUGGCCGUGGACCUCUGCCGCCAGAGAGGAGCCAUGCCGUACUCGGGGCUCAGCAGCAGCGAGGAGUCGGAGCCAGAUACCGAAAGCCUUCUGGAGGAAGUCCUCAAACUGAAAUCUCUCCUCAGCACAAAGAGAGAGCAGAUUGCAACCCUGCGAACGGUCCUCAAGGCAAACAAGCAGACCGCCGAGCUGGCCUUGUCUAAUCUGAAAACCAAGUACGAGACGGAGAAGAGCAUGGUGUCAGAGACCAUGAUGAAGCUGAGGAACGAGCUCAAAGCCCUGAAAGAGGACGCCGCCACCUUCUCUUCUCUGAGGGUCAUGUUUGCCAGUCGGUGCGACCAGUACGUCACCCAGCUGGACGAGAUGCAGCGGCAGCUCGCGGCCGCCGAGGACGAGAAGAAGACCCUUAACACCCUCCUGCGCAUGGCCAUCCAGCAGAAACUGGCCCUCACUCAACGUCUGGAGGACCUGGAGGCCCCGCAGGCCCCCCGCAGCCUGAACAGCAGCCCGCGGCGCUCCCGGGCCAAAGAGCUGGCCACCAAGUCAGGCCGGGCGUCCCGGAGCCCCCGCAGCAGCCCCGGCAGGCCCCAGCUGAGGAGCAGCCCGCGGGCCAGCCCCGUCCUGGGCAGCAGCGUCCCUGCCUCGGCCACCCACCACUUGCGAGCCCUAACCCGAAGUCUCCACACGAGCCCUCGCUGAAACACUCCCACCAUCACUCCAAACCCCCUCCAAUCCAUAAGGACCAGACCCCUCCUCCCCCUUUCCUCCCCCGCCUCCCUCCCUGACUCCAAGACAUCCUGUCCAUCCCAGAUAUGACGCCGCAUUAGUCCCUCUCUACCCACCAGAACCAUGGAGUGAAAAAAAAAAAAAAAAAAAAAUCUUCCAUCCCAGCCUCUUGGCGUUCUCUUCCCGGAGUGGAGAAACCUGCAUGCAGCCUUGGAGGAGGAUGAAGAGACUAGCCUGCUGCUCAUUUCUUUCUCUUUCUCUCUCAUCGACUGUGUGUACGUCUCGUCUUUUCCAACGCUGUAUAUCGUGGUGAACCAUUGACAGUAUUUAUUCCAUAAACGGACCCGUUUGGUUUAGUUUUUUUUCCUUGUACAGUACUUAUUUACUAUCCUCCGACUCAGAUUCAAGGCUGUGAUCUGUUCUCUGAAAGGCGUUAACGUCUUCACACCCUCUUGCCUUUAAUCUGGCACCCCCGCUCCGGCCUGCUUGGCAUUCUUUAGCGUUGGCACGCCACCGGCUCGUCUA